Molecule: messenger RNA, 1949 nt
Organism: Clupea harengus (Atlantic herring)
Lineage: Eukaryota; Metazoa; Chordata; Actinopteri; Clupeiformes; Clupeidae
Product: proton channel OTOP3-like
Exons: 7
Coding region: 1-1848 (615 amino acids)
Biological process (GO): proton transmembrane transport
Cellular component (GO): membrane
Molecular function (GO): proton channel activity
Source: RefSeq, a predicted model, not a curated record
AUGCUGGCGGGGACCAGAGACUCAGAAAAAGCAAUGAGGUGCACAGAGCUGGAGGAAUCUUGGGGACCACCUGAUGAACUCCAGCCGGGUUCUGACACAGUACACCAGGCACCAAACCCCGACCCGGUCCUGGUGUGGGCCCCCACCGGGCGGAGACUGCUGUCUGGAUUGCUGGGGCUAAACGUGGUGCUCUUGGGCGCAGCCCUGGUGGCCGGGGACGCCUUCCACCCAGAUGGGCUGAGGCACCAGGAGCCCAUGCUGUACAUACUGCUGCUGAUGGGGCUGAGCAUUGCCUGGAUGCUGUGGUACCUGUUCUGGGCCAGGAACCUGCCUGGGGCCUCUCCCCACAAGGACCACCAUGCUGGGGGAAUCACAGUCACAGUGGUUCUGGUGAUCUUUGCUGGAUUCAGUCUCCUGCUGCAUGUGUUCAAAAUGGGCUACUUCAUAAUGAUGAGUGGCUGUAAGCCCGUCACUAAAGUGCUCUUCCCCUUCGUAGAGGCUCCCUUCCUAGGCCUGCAGACGUAUUUGCUCUGGGCCCACUCCAAGGACUGCAUUCAUAAGCACAAGAUUCUCACCAGGUCUGGUUUGAUUGUCCUGCUCAGCGCAGAUUUAUUACUCUGGCUGAAUGCAGUGACCGAGGACACCAUCCACCUGGAGAUGGAGAUGGAGAAAGAGGACAGAGAGGAGAGAGAGGCCAUGGGCAACAACCCACUGUCUCUUGAAGCAGGGCUCAGCAACUCAACACUGUGCCUGUGCAGCCUGCACACGCCGUGCUUCACGUUCCAGAAGGGCAUUGAGGUCCUCUACCCCUUCAGCAUUGAGUUCUACCUGAUGGCCAGCUGCAUGCUCUACGUCAUGUGGAAGAAUGUGGGUCGUCAGAUCCACCCCGGCUCCCACCCCCACCAGGCCCAGAAGCUGACCCUCCGCAUCAUCUAUGCCGGGGGCAUCAUCCUGGGCCCGCUGCUGGGCUUUCUGGUCUUGGUGGUAGGCACCACCAUCUUUGUCCUGUACCAGGUGUGGGUGAGCCAGCACGCACGCCGCCUCACCGCCUUCCUGCUUUUCUAUGGCUACCACCUGGCGGUGAUGCCCGUCAUGUCGCUCUGCUCGCUGGCAGGCAUGGUGGCGCACAAGCUGGAGAGGAGGGCGCACGAGGACGGGCACAACCCCACGCGCAGCCUGGACGUGAUGCUGUUGGUGGCGGCGGCUUUGGGACAGCUGUCCCUCUCCUACUUCUCCCUGGUGGCGGCGCUGGCUGUGGGGGUCGGAGAUACCCUGGGAGGCCUGGAUCUGUCGUACUCUCUGCUCAGCCUGCUGGAGCUGCUGCUGCAGAACAUCUUCAUCAUAGAGGGCCUCCACAGGCACCCAAGCCUCAGCGAGGGGAGGGCCAGGAAGAGGAGCCUGAUCUUUAAGGCUAGUGGCGUCUGGUUGAGUUUCUCUAACUUUGCAGAACUCUUGUUAAUGCGUGAGGGGAGAGAUCCACACACACAAACACACUCCCCAAAGAAGAAGACUCGAGAGCAAGGAACUGUAGUGGAUGGACCAGUAGACCAUUCUCUGCUGGAUCAAGGUAUAGGAGCACCAGCACCCCACCAUGGAGAAGAAUCAAAUCACAAACAUCCCAAGACCAAAAGGGUGAUCCAGGAGAUCUGUGCCUUCCUCAUUCUUUCCAACAUCAUGCUGUGGGUGAUCCCAGCGUUUGGGGCCCACCCGCAGUUUGAGAACGGCCUGGGGAAGGACUUCUACGGCUUCACGACCUGGUUCGUGCUGGUGAACCUGGGCAUGCCCUUGGGCGUGUUCUACAGGAUGCACUCAGUAGGGGCCCUCAUGGAGCUGCUCAUCUCCGCCUGAAUGUUCUCCCGACCCAGCCAACCCCCGAGCACGUCCAGUGAAGAAUACAGAUACUCCUUGUCCACUUCUAAGUCUGUGUUUUUGUGAUAAUUGAUCAUGCU